This is a messenger RNA of Drosophila takahashii, 762 nucleotides long. NCBI's taxonomy places the organism in Eukaryota, Metazoa, Arthropoda, Insecta, Diptera, Drosophilidae. The record is from RefSeq and is a predicted model, not a curated record.
AUGUGGAUGGUAGAACCGCUAAAGAUAGUCUGCGAGGAUAUCUUCCAGAAAAGAUAUCCUACCAUGAUAUACUCGGACUUGCUACUCUACUUUGAGCAUAUGCAUCACGUUCACGAUAUGAAACUCAUCGAUCAAAUUUCAGAAGGUCUGAACCAAAACAUUAGAGGCAAAUCAAUCCCAGAAGAAGUCUAUGAACUGGGUUCGGAUGUGUUCAGAGAGUAUUUGAAGAUUAUAAACGGCUCCGUGACAGAAAAAUGUCGUUUUGAAAUGGUAGAGACGUAUGUGACCAUUCACGGAUUUGAACUCAACCAAAGCGAUCUUAAUAAGAUAGAAUGCCAGGAACUCGUCAGUCAAAGCAAGAAAAACCCAGAAGAACUUUUAAUUAACAGCGAUGAAAAAACCGACGAAACCGUUAAUCUUAACCCGAUCGGUGUUAAGAACUCAAACUUUUCUGAUGCAGAUUCUGUAACCUUGGACCUAAGGUCUAAAAAGAUCAAUAGCGAGUAUAUCAAGACGGUGUUGGAUCUUAUCGACUAUACUAAAAUGACAGUUAAUGAGUUCUUCGAGGGGCCUGGAAAAUCGAAAAUAUUGUCCUUUGAGAAAAAGUUCGAUUAUCUGUAUAAAAUAGCUGCAAAGACAGCUGCUGAAAAUGAUAGACUCCAGAAUAUUGUAGAACAACAACCAGAUCAAGAACAACUCAGACGCCUAAUACAACACCUCCAAGUGGCCACCAAUGGACAAUUGAGUGAAGAAUCCUGGUGA